ACCGGACCAAUAAGCUAUUGGGUGGAUCUAUUCUUGUUCCUAGUGGGUCGGUUCCAGUUCCCGGUUCUGGACCAACAUUGAUACUCUUACCACGGAUCCGUAUACCCAACUCGAAACUCUCGUACAAAAUCGUUUCUAGGGUUUCUCGUAACUUUUUGUUUCCUGUUUGAAAUGUCGACGGAAUCCAAAACUGUGACAGAGGAUUCACAGACUGAUCUUUCUGAGGACGACGAUGAAUCUGAAGAAUUCGAAAUUGACGAAGAAUAUGCCGAAGAUGUUUCAAAUGGAUUGAAGUCCCUUUCAAAGUACUUAAAUUGGAGAAUGGAAAGAUCUGCACCUCCUUCUGCUCCUCCCUCAGAUAGUGUUGACUACAGCAUAACUGCCUGUCUUGCUUUGCUGGAAACCCUACCUAAUGUGCCAGAGGAGUUGUACAAGAAGGCUCUCAAACGUAUACUGGAGGACCCAAAAUGGAGGCAAUCAUUCAUUGUAGUCAUUCCUGAAAGAAGGACUUGGCUGCUAGAGAUGUUAGAGUUGUGAAGAUGAUGUAGUACUGAUUUGGGAUGAUUCGCUGUCUGGACUAACCGUGUGUAAGUGGUUCAGUUAUUCGAGGAGAAGCAUAGUUUAUGGUCCUGGGAGAUGCUUAGUUUUCAAAUGGAUGAGUAUUUGAAUCACUAAAGUCAAUGUUUUGUAAAUUUUAAGUUGAUUAAACAAUGCAAGAUUUGAUGAUGGGGACCUCUCAUUUGACCACGAAAGCUACUAACCACUCAUGUAAUGUACUCUUAACUUCCCUAACCCCUCAUUUCUAAUGCAUCUUUCACACUUUAUGAGA
This is a messenger RNA of Macadamia integrifolia, 829 nucleotides long. RefSeq lists its product as uncharacterized. Bases 172 to 537 code for a protein of 121 amino acids. The record is from RefSeq and is a predicted model, not a curated record. The transcript is spliced from 2 exons. NCBI's taxonomy places the organism in Eukaryota, Viridiplantae, Streptophyta, Magnoliopsida, Proteales, Proteaceae.